Molecule: messenger RNA, 1887 nt
Organism: Trichogramma pretiosum
Lineage: Eukaryota; Metazoa; Arthropoda; Insecta; Hymenoptera; Trichogrammatidae
Gene: Dnz1
Product: palmitoyltransferase ZDHHC7
Exons: 4
Coding region: 588-1424 (278 amino acids)
Biological process (GO): protein targeting to membrane; peptidyl-L-cysteine S-palmitoylation
Cellular component (GO): endoplasmic reticulum; Golgi apparatus
Molecular function (GO): protein-cysteine S-palmitoyltransferase activity
Source: RefSeq, a predicted model, not a curated record
AAAUUGUUGGGAAUCGCAGCAGUCGGCGUGCGGCGUAUACGACGAUUACCUAUAUAUCUAUAUACACGCGCAGAAAAAGAAAAUAAUUCGAGUGAAUUUGAUUCACCAGUCGCACCACGUAUGUGUGUAGUGUGUACACAGCAUAGGUUGAAAACACGCCCAAUGCGAAAUGUCUCAGUGGAGCGGAGCGACUGACAGACACACCGUAAUCGGCACGAUAGUGUCGUCGUCGUAAUAUUGUGCACGCGAAUCGUGAAAAGUUGCAGGCGCGAGUGAAAGGACUUUAACCUGCGUCGCGAGCUACCGCGGUGUUUUCUCCUUUCGCGGGGGGGACAAGAGAAAAAAAAAGAAAUCUGAUUGCGAUUGUUGAUUUCUCGAAUGUUGUUGCAACAACGCACACAGCCGUGAGCGCGCUUGUGUGGGUGUGCGCGUGUUGUGCGUGUGGGUGAAUUGCUUUAUCGCUGCGUCGAUUAUACAGCACCCGCGAGAGGUUGCGAGGUGCGCGAUAAUUACGAUCAACGGGGUGUACGGAUGAACGAUGCGAUUGUCGUCGACAAUUACGAGAGUCGAGAAUUCUUUUCUUAUCGAUGGUCAAAAGAACGAUGUUCGUGCGCGAUCCCUGCGGUAUCGUUUGCAUCGCUGUGACGUACAUCGCCGUUUUUUAUGCAGACUACGUCGUCGUCAGGUGGAUCAUACUCCACACGAUGCAAGAGAGUCUAUGGGGUGCAUUCCAUGCUGUCACCUUUAACACGGUGAUUCUGUUGCUCACCCUGGCUCACUUGAAAGCUGUGUGCAGUGAUCCCGGAGUCGUUCCAUUGCCCCAAACGAGAAUGGACUUUUCUGACAUUCAUACAGGAAGCUCUGGAGGAGACGAGAGCGAUGAGCGGGAUGACUGGACUGUAUGCACGAGGUGCGAAACUUACAGGCCACCCAGAGCUCAUCACUGCAGAAUUUGCAAGAGGUGCAUCAGACGAAUGGAUCAUCAUUGUCCAUGGAUAAAUAAUUGUGUUGGAGAAAGGAAUCAAAAGUAUUUCUUACAAUUCUUAGUAUAUGUAGGUGCUUUGUCUUUAUAUGCAAUAUGUUUGGUUCUUAUGUCUUGGAUGUUCGAUUGUCCAAACUGCAGUAAUGAUAUUACCAUUAAACAAACUCGUUUUUUACAUUGUGGGAUAUUAGUCCUAGAGUCAGUUUUAUUUGGAAUGUUUGUGAUAGCAAUUUUGGUAUACCAAUUUCAAGCUAUUUUUGAAGAUGAAACAGCCAUUGAUAAAAUACAAGGAAAUCGAAGUCAUACUAAACGUAAAAGUGCAUUUAAAUUAUUGGCGCAAGUAUGUGGUAAAAGUCAUCCUUUGUUGUGGCUGCUUCCUUGCCAGAGAACACCAAAAUAUUUCUACAGAAAAGAAGAUCCUCUGCUUGAUCAUCAAGUUUAAUCAACUCUAUAGAAUUUUUAAUUUGUUAUUUUUUUUUUAUACAUUCAGUUUUAAAAUAUUCCCAAUGAUGUUUACCACUAAGUAUUUUAUUAGAACAUUACAGAUUAAAUCAAAAAGUUGAGUUUAUGUGUAAAGAAUUAAAUUAAUUUAUAGAUUACUUUUAUACUAUAUUAAAAAAAACAGUAUUACCAAUAGAUCACCAUGAAAGAAAUAUUUUCUUUGAACUACUAAAAAAAUAAGAAAUCAAGAAAGCAGAAUCGUAUUUCUGAUGUAAAAAUUGAAUGCGCUUUAUUCAAGCAUUACUAUUUUCUUAAAUUUUUACCAAAAAAUAAUGUCAAGACAAAUAAGUUGCAAAGCUAUUCCAUCAUAUUUUAUAUAUCCUUAAAAACAGAGUUAAAAGUAACUCAUUUUCAAUUAUGAAAAUAAAAAAAGCAUCUUUUUCAAAGAUAAAUACUUUUUAAUU